AAUUUAACAAAUUUAAAAUUUGAGAUUAAAAUUGAAUAGAUAUUAAUUUACAGUUUAUAAAUUAAAUAUUUCAUGAGAAUAAUAUAUUUGAAAAGGACAGUACUUAAGAAAAAGUUGUGUCAUUCUUGCUCGCUAUAUUUUUACUUACUUUCAACGUAAUCUUCCAGAAAAAAUGAUUCGUCGCAGCCCAACGAGAAUUGAAUUUCGUGUUGAAGAUUUGGCGGAAUAUGAUCAAUUGAAAAAAGAACGCGAGGGUAAAAAGGAAAAUGAUCGACAAACUGGUUUUAAUCCAUCGUCAUGGGGUGGAAAAAUUUCUCAAAGUGAAAUUCACGAAAGAAUUGGAUUUGUCUCACAACAAGCACCCACAACUAUUGAAAGGCAUAAUAUUUAAGAAAAAAGAAAAUUUAAUUUUUAAAUGUAAAAUUAAGAAAUUUUAAAUUAAUGAUUAUUAAGAAUAAUUUCCAAUAACAAAGAAUGAUAAUUAUAGAAUAAUUAAUAUAAUAAUAAUAAUAAUAAUAAUAAUAAUAAUAAAUAAAUAAUUGAUAAUAAAAUAUUGAUUAAACAAU
This is a messenger RNA of Leptopilina boulardi, 566 nucleotides long. RefSeq lists its product as uncharacterized. Gene Ontology annotation, cellular component: anaphase-promoting complex. Gene Ontology annotation, biological process: anaphase-promoting complex-dependent catabolic process. Bases 173 to 391 code for a protein of 72 amino acids. NCBI's taxonomy places the organism in Eukaryota, Metazoa, Arthropoda, Insecta, Hymenoptera, Figitidae. The record is from RefSeq and is a predicted model, not a curated record. The transcript has 2 exons.